AUGAGAGUCGUACGAAUCUUGGGUCUGGUUGCGCAAUGCGCGAUGAUGGUGAGAGCUUCUGGAUCUUGCAGUGCCCAGAUUGAUCCGAGUAGUGUUUCUGCUUCUUUGCGCUCUCAAUGGUGUUCUGAGCAAAUCACUACCUGCGGGACCCUCUGCGCUGGUAACUACGAUGCAAACAAUUGUGAUACAGUGACCCUCUGCUACGAAUGCACCUGCAGUGCUAGUUCCUCCUCUCCGGCCCUCCAAUACUACACCCAAACCAUGCCUACCUUUCUAUGCGAACAAUUAUAUGACAAUUGCAUCUUCGCUGGUGAAAAUGAUGCCGCUGCACAAAAGAAAUGCCAGGAUGCUGAGAAGGUCAACUGUGGACAUCUCAAUCCCGAUUCCAUUGGCGUAUCCACCUCUAGUUCCUCAUCCUCUUCUAUCUCCGUCGCAUCAACAUACCUUUCCAAUAAACCAACUACCAGCGCAGUAUCUCGUACCAGUACAUCCACAGAAGCAAGUACCGAAACUGCCCAAAUCAUCAGCAUAACGAAAACAAUAACUCCCACACCAACGGGCACAACGACGGUUUGGAGUACAUCUACGGCAGGGUCUGGGGGAAAUGGAACAGCUGGGAUAGUCAGUGCGAGUGGGAAUUACUCGACAUUGCCUGGAAUUACGGAUAUUAGGAGUAGUCCGGGGUCGUUCUCGACGUUACCGGGUACGACGGAUAUUAAGACUAGUGGUACGUCAACUGGGGAGCUGGUUAGGCCGAGUACGGUUAGUGAUAAUGGGGCGGAGCGGAUGGGGGGAGUGGGUGGGGUUUGGGGGGUGGUUGUUGGGGUUGCGGGGUUUGGGAUUUGGGGGUUGUAG
Sclerotinia borealis F-4128 is the source of this 855-nucleotide messenger RNA. The record is from the annotation of a GenBank genome assembly. NCBI's taxonomy places the organism in Eukaryota, Fungi, Ascomycota, Leotiomycetes, Helotiales, Sclerotiniaceae.